AUGUCAAUUACGCGAUUGCCGUUCAGGGCGCCUAUAGUAGCGAGUAGAAAUUGCAUACGGUGCUUCUCCUCGGGGCCCCAGAAGAAAGAUGACGCCCUCCUCUCCAUCCUCGGCGGUAGCAGUGCUGCCCGCAAUCCCUCCACCAACCAGCAGCGGCCAGGCGGCUCGUCCCUGGCCACGCGCUUUGCCCGAGAAGCUGGCCUUGACCGCCCAACCCAGACACGGGAGAUGAUCGAGUCGGAGAAGAGAAGUCAGUUCCAGCGCCAGAUAUUCCGCAGAUGGCAGCCUGGGGACGUAUAUGCACCGCAUGAUCUGUCGGGCUCGGAGCAGAAGAAGUGGAAGUUUGGGAGAAAGAGGCCUCAGGAGGAUGCGUUCGAUGUGCUGGGUAUCAAUCCCGUCUUGGAGUAUAAGAACUACACAAUGAUGUCCGAGUACAUGACCGAGAUGGGACGAAUAAAGCACUCGAAAGACACCGGACUGCGGCCGAAAAACCAGAGGAAGAUUGCAAAAGCAAUCAGGAGAGCAAUCGGGCUGGGUCUCAUGCCCAGUGUGCAUAGACAUCCACUGGUGCUGAAGAAGAGCUCGCCCGCAAGGUUUUUGUAA
This is a messenger RNA of Cucurbitaria berberidis CBS 394.84, 603 nucleotides long. Its product is annotated as ribosomal protein S18. Bases 1 to 603 code for a protein of 200 amino acids. Lineage: Eukaryota; Fungi; Ascomycota; Dothideomycetes; Pleosporales; Cucurbitariaceae. The record is from RefSeq and is a predicted model, not a curated record. Gene Ontology annotation, cellular component: mitochondrial small ribosomal subunit; ribosome. Gene Ontology annotation, biological process: mitochondrial translation. The transcript is spliced from 3 exons. Gene Ontology annotation, molecular function: structural constituent of ribosome; small ribosomal subunit rRNA binding.